AUGUUCUCCAGACUCCAGCGUGCUACUUUAUCUAGUGGCACUUCUGGGAGUGCUUCAAGUGGUGUCACUGCUCCUCUUAGCAGUGAACAUUCUGCAUUAGUUGUGAACCAGGGCGGUUAUCAGCCUUCUCGUGGCGGUGGCGGUCGGUUUACUCGUGGUCGUGGUCGUGGUCGUGGCAGAGGUAGAGGCAGAGACUCAAAACUCUGCACUCACUGUGGUCUUACUAAUCACACUGUUAAUUACUGUUGGGAUCUUCAUGGGAAACCACCACUUUUUUCCUAUGCACAUCAAGUAACCUUUAAUGAAGGGGAUUCUUCUUUCUCUGCUACACCAAAUGUUUCACAAGUGGCUGCUCCACAAGUGGCUAUUGAGCCUGCUAUGGUCACCAUGAUAGUUUCCCGCGAUGAGUAUGCUCAGUUUAUGUCUCAACAACGGCCUUCCACCUCAUCUUCCAUGGUUUCCUUUGCCCAAUCAGGUAGUGCACCUGCAUGUCUCUUAUCCUCUCGUCAGAGUCCCUGGAUUCUUGACUCUAGCGCAUCCGAUCACACGACUGGUAGUUCUCAUCUCUUAUCUGAUUUUCAAUCUGUUUCUUCAUCACAAAGUGUUACUCUUGCUAAUAGCUCCUCCACUAAAGUUUUGGGUGUGGGAACCACCCAACUCACGUCCUCCAUGUCCCUUUCCUCUCAUCUCAAGACGAUGAAGAAGAUUGGUACGGGACAUGAAGUAGGUGGCUUGUAUUACUUUGAUAUUGGGCCAACUCCCACGGCUCUUCAAUCAUCUUUGUCUCCUUUCCAAUGGCACUGUCGUCUCGGCCACCCAUCCUUAUCAGUUUUGCAGCGUCAAGUCCCCAGUCUUAGUCUUAGUCGUGUUGAGUCCAUGCCUUGUGAAGCAUCGCUACCUAUGCCAACUGUUUCCUCUCUGCUUCCUGCUUCCCCACUUCCUCGCUCUGUUGUCCCCUCGCAGGUUUAUACUCGACGCCAUCGACCGCCUACUUCGCUCCCUCCAUCUCCUUCAGAGUCUUCGGAUCCGACGCCUUUACCUGAUGAUUUACCCAUUGCUCUCCGUAAAGGUAUUCGGUCGUGUGUUACUGCACAUCCCAUUUCUAACUUUGUCUCCUACCAUAAUAUUUCCUCCUCUUUAUCUUGUUUUUUAUCCAAAAUGUCUGCUACGUUUGUUCCUAAGACUUUCCAGGAUGCUCUUUCUAAUUUGGAUUGGCGUAACGCCAUGGUAAAUGAAAUGGAUGCCCUGCACCGUAAUCGGACUUGGGAUCUUGUUCCCUUACCUCCGGGCUCCAAAACGGUUGGUUGUAAGCGGGUUUAUACUGUUAAAUACCUUCACGAUGGGUCUAUUGAGCGGUUGAAGGCUCGUCUGGUGGCAAAAGGGUACACUCAGACUUAUGGUAUAGACUACAAUGAGACCUUUUCUCCUGUUGCUAAGAUUUCUUCUAUUCGGACAGGCGAUCUACUACAGGCUACUGUACAUUUGUAG
Messenger RNA from Cornus florida, 1488 nucleotides. RefSeq lists its product as uncharacterized. The record is from RefSeq and is a predicted model, not a curated record. The transcript is spliced from 4 exons. The coding region runs from base 1 to 1488 and encodes 495 amino acids. Lineage: Eukaryota; Viridiplantae; Streptophyta; Magnoliopsida; Cornales; Cornaceae.